AUGCGCACCAUCUUCAAGCGCUGCGUCGUCUGCCCGACCGAGGCGCCCCGGUGUCCCGACGAAUGCUCCGGCAGCAACAGCAACAACUGCGUCCAGACGACGCAGACGUGCGACGCCUGCCCCCAGACCAAGUGCAUGAACAUCGAUCCCCAGGGCAGCGGCACCAGCUCGGCCAAGCCAAACGUCGGAGCCAUCGCCGGCGGCGUCAUCGGCGGCGUUGCCUUCAUCGCCGUCUUGGUCUUCGUCGUCUGGAAGUUCUGCCUCAAGGGCAAGCGACGCUCGUGGGUCGAGGAGCAGGCAUGGAGCGACGGCAUGGACAUGUCGUCCUCGCAAGAGAAGGCGCAGAACGACUUUGCGUCGCGCCGGAGCACCAGGGCAUCCACGCACACGGUGGCCUCGAUGGCCUCUUCCGUCCUCACCCGCGCUUCCAACAUCAUCCAGAUCGCCUACAUCCCCGGCGUCACCAACCGCUCCGGUCCUCAAUCCCCAGAUCUGCUGGUCCCGCCCGUCCCUCCCAUCCCUGCCAUGUCUCCAUCCUCGGGCCUCAGCAGCCCGUACACAGCCUCCGAGCAGCACUUUUUCGUGCCAGACUUCCGCGACUCCAUGGCGUCUGGAUCCACCGACGUGCGCAGCAGCUACGCCCGCACCAGCAUUGCACCCAGUCUCGCACGCGCCAGUGUUGCUUCGACCGUCUACCGCCAAAACGCCAUCGUCUCCCCUCUCCCCGCCCAGACCAUUGUGCGGGGCAAGGCCGCUGUCGUCAGUGUCAAGUCGAGCGGCUCCAACAGCCCGGCAGAGACGCCCAUGGCAGAGACGCCGCCUAUCCCUCAGAUCGACCCCAAACACACCGUCAAGCCCAUUCGCAUUCAAAUGCCACGACAGGGCAGCGCUGCUUCGUCGUUGAGCCCUCAGAACUCUGUGCGCAGCACUGCCCAGCUUGGCCCUGUGCGCGCACUCAACAUUACCAAGAAGAAGGCAUCCGACGUCACCCCUCCCAAGAGCUCCUCCUCCAACAAGAGCAACCUCACAGGCUCCACCGCCAUAUCCGACAACCAAGUGCAGACCAUGCGCCCUCUCACCGAAUACUCCGUCACCUCUUCCGACGACGGUCUCGCACACGCUCGCGCCCGGAAAUCUGGACUCAUAGAUUCCGACUCGGACUCUGAUGAUGAUGACCACGCACGCGCGCGUCAAAGCUUACUGCGCGACAGCGCUCUUGUCAGCGAGUUCUCAGAUGGGCAGUCGAUUGCCGAUCUGCGAUCUCCCUUCUCCGACUACGCUGCCACUGACCGCCCCACUGCACCCCAAAGGCAGACGUCGCGGUCCAGCAGACUGCAGGCAGCGCCAAUGACCCCCAUUGUCGAAGAGUCUGGGAAGCGACACAGCGCCGCAUCCAAGAGGACGCAAAGCCCCUUCUCAGAUGACCACCGGAGCGAUCUCUGA
Paraphaeosphaeria sporulosa is the source of this 1443-nucleotide messenger RNA. RefSeq lists its product as uncharacterized. Bases 1 to 1443 code for a protein of 480 amino acids. The transcript has a single exon. Lineage: Eukaryota; Fungi; Ascomycota; Dothideomycetes; Pleosporales; Didymosphaeriaceae. The record is from RefSeq and is a predicted model, not a curated record.